AUGUCGUCCUCGCCCGUCUACGAGGCUACCUGCACUGCGCCCGUCAACAUUGCCGUCGUCAAGUACUGGGGCAAGCGCGACACCUCCCUCAUCCUCCCAACCAACUCGUCCCUCUCCGUCACUCUCUCGCAAGACCACCUUCGAUCCCUCACCUCGGCGCGGUGCAUCACUUCGGGCGGCGCGGACGCACGGGACAGGCUCUGGCUUAAUGGAGAGGAGGAGGAGAUUAAGCAGGGCGGGCGGACCGAGAGGUGCUUGAGCGAGAUGAGGAAGAUGCGGAAAGAGCUGGAGGCCUCCAACUCCUCGCUCCCUCACAUCGCCGACUUCCCCAUCCACAUCGCCUCCGAGAACAAUUUCCCUACGGCCGCCGGCCUCGCCUCGUCCGCAUCUGGCCUCUCUGCCCUCAUCGCGACCCUCACGACCCUCUACGCUCUCACUCCCGAGAACGGCGUCUCCGUCUCGUCCCUCUCCCGUAUCGCCCGCCAGGGAUCUGGAUCGGCGUGCCGGAGCAUGUUCGGCGGCUACGUCGCAUGGGAGAUGGGCUUGAAGGACGACGGCAGCGAUUCGGUCGCGGUCGAGGUCGCGCCCGUCGAGCACUGGCCCGACUUGCACGCCCUGAUCCUCGUCGUCAGCGACAAGAAGAAGGGGACCCCGUCGACCGCCGGUAUGCAACGCACGGUCGCCACCUCUGCGCUCCUCCAGCACCGCAUCAAGGAGGUUGUUCCCGCCCGCAUGCAGCGCAUCACGACGGCGAUCCAGAAUCGCGACUUUGAUGCGUUUGCGGAGGAGACCAUGGCAGACUCGAACCAGUUCCACGCCGUCUGCCUCGACACGUUCCCGCCCAUCUUUUACAUGAACGACGUCUCGCGCGCGGUUAUCCAGCUCGUCACCGAGUUGAACCGUGCCAGCGUCGAGAAGGGCGAGGGCGUCAAGGCUGCGUACACGUACGACGCGGGUCCGAACGCAGUCCUCUACGUCCAGGAGAAGGACGUCAAGCAGGUCCUCGAACUCGUCCUCCGCUACUUCCCCCAGACGGCCGAAUCCUUCCCCGACCCGUUCAACGUCGGUGCGAAGCCGGCGCAGGACGUUCCGCAGGGCUUCAACAAGGCUGUCAUCCCCGAGCACGAGGUCGGCGCCGUCGCGCGCAUCAUCCACACCAAGGUUGGCGACGGCCCGCGCGUCCUUGCCAAGGAGGAAAGCCUCCUCAACGCUGAGGGGAUGCCCAAGUCGCUGAAGUAG
Molecule: messenger RNA, 1239 nt
Organism: Rhodotorula toruloides NP11
Lineage: Eukaryota; Fungi; Basidiomycota; Microbotryomycetes; Sporidiobolales; Sporidiobolaceae
Product: diphosphomevalonate decarboxylase
Exons: 4
Coding region: 1-1239 (412 amino acids)
Biological process (GO): isopentenyl diphosphate biosynthetic process, mevalonate pathway; isoprenoid biosynthetic process
Cellular component (GO): cytosol
Molecular function (GO): diphosphomevalonate decarboxylase activity; ATP binding
Source: RefSeq, a predicted model, not a curated record